Messenger RNA from Acanthopagrus latus (yellowfin seabream), 5280 nucleotides. RefSeq names its product F-actin-uncapping protein LRRC16A (gene carmil1). Bases 260 to 4561 code for a protein of 1433 amino acids. Gene Ontology annotation, molecular function: protein binding. The transcript has 38 exons. Gene Ontology annotation, biological process: regulation of Arp2/3 complex-mediated actin nucleation; cell migration. NCBI's taxonomy places the organism in Eukaryota, Metazoa, Chordata, Actinopteri, Spariformes, Sparidae. The record is from RefSeq and is a predicted model, not a curated record. Gene Ontology annotation, cellular component: plasma membrane; lamellipodium.
CUGUCACUCACGGCCCGUGGAGCGCGGGAGUAACGUGUGCGCGCGUGUGUGUAACGUUACCGACAUGUAGGAUGGUCACCGCUCGGUCAGCAGGGUGUCGACAGGUAACCGACGCUAACUGAGGAAGAAGAAGAAGAAAAAACAAAACAAAACACGGGACUACACCUUGACUGCUUCUGGUCGCAUCCUCCUGGUUGAGCAGCCGCUUCUCCUGUCCUCCCCACCGGACUGCACCCCGGUGUUUACCUCGGCGGAAGACAUGGAGGAGAAGACGGACAUUCCCAACGAGCUGCUCGAGAGCGUGCGGGAGGCGGUGGGUCGCCGGGUGAAGCUGAUCCUGAGGCACAAAGUCCAGCUGGAGGUCAAAGGUGACAAAGUGGAGAACAGAGUGCUGGCCUUGGCAUCACAUCGAGCCUAUCUGCUGACAGCACGGGUCCCUUCCAAGGUCGAGCACUCCUUCAGCUACUUGGACAUCCAGGGAAUCAGCAGCAACAAGCCCACUCAGCUGGUGGUGGAGUAUGAGCGCGGACCGUGGAACCUCCGGCUGAGCUCAGUGGAGGAAGUGGACGAGGUGAUCGCUCACAUCGGCAGCUGUCUGCACCGGAUCCGUCCCGCCAGCUCACCUGUAAAGGUGAUGAAGAAGUUGAGUCUGAAGCCUCCAGAGAGGAUGGCAGCUCUCCAGGCCAUCUGGGACGAAAAGGGGUCGACGGAUCUGGGCCCGUGCGGUGGUUUCUCUCAUCAGUACUGGUGUGUGUGUGAUUACCUGGGACUGCCAUACAGAGAAGAAGUCCAGUGGGAUGUCGACACCAUCUAUCUCACCCAGGACACCAGAGAGCUCAACCUGCAGGACUUUGUGCACCUGGAGAACAGGGAUCUGGUGGCGAUCAUUGCGGUUCUAGAGCACAACCAGUGGUUCAACAAACUCUCCACCAAAGACUACAAACUGCCGACAGAUGUGUGUGACCAGGUCCUCCGAGUGGUGUCUCGAUCCAGCCGGCUGGAGGAGCUGGUUCUGGACAACGCUGGGCUCAGAAGUGACUUCGCUCAGAAGCUGGCCGGCGCUCUGUCACACAACCCGGCCUCCACGCUGCACACACUCAACCUGAGCAACAACUCACUGGAGGACAAAGGUGUUUCUGCUCUGAGUGCUCAACUGGCAAAACUGCCCAUGGGUCUGAAGCACCUGAACCUGUCCAGGACCUCCAUGUCUCCUAAAGGUGUGAACAGCCUCUGUCAGGCUCUCUGUGCCAACCCGGCUGUGGCCUCCACCCUCACACACCUCGACCUGUCAGGAAACUCGCUCAGAGGAGACGACCUGCCGAACCUGCACAGUUUCCUGAGUCACCCAAACUGUCUGGAGACUCUGGAUCUGUCCAGCAGCGACUGCUCUCUGGAGCUGGUGUGUGCAUCUCUGCUCAGAGGAUCUUUGAAGCAUCUGUCUGUCCUCAACAUGUCAAAGACCGUCUUCUCUCACAGGAAGUGUAAAGAAAUCCCUUCGUCCUUUAAGCAGUUCUUCAGCUGCUCUCAGGCUCUGAGCUCAGUCAGUCUGUCGGGAACCAAACUGCCGGUGGACGCUCUGAAAUCUCUGUUGUUGGGACUCGGCUGCAACCCGAACCUCAGUGAUGUGUCUCUGGAUCUCAGCUGCUGUGAGCUGCGUUCCGCGGGCUCUCAGAUCCUGGAGGGUUGUAUCGCUGAGAUUCCCAACAUCUCCAGCCUGGACAUCUCUGACAACAGUCUUGACAUGGAUCUGACCACCCUGCUGGUCUGGCUGGCCAAGAACCGAUCCAUCAGACACCUUUCACUGGGCAAGAACUUCAACAACAUCAAGUCCAAGAAUGUGGCUCCAGUCCUGGACAACCUGGUUCACAUGAUCCAAGAGGAGGAAUCACCGCUGACCUCUCUGUCCCUGGCCGACUCCAAGCUGAAGUCCGACCUCUCCAUCGUCCUCAACGCUCUGGGCAGCAACACCUCUCUGACCAAACUGGACAUCAGUGGGAAUGCCAUGGGAGACAUGGGGGCCAAGAUGCUGGCCAAGGCCCUGCAGAUCAACACCAAACUCAGGACAGUAGUGUGGGACAGAAACAACAUCAGUCCUCAGGGUCUUCAGGACGUCGCAGCUGCUCUGGAGAAGAACUACACGAUUCGUUUCAUGCCUAUUCCCAUCAUGGAUGCUGCUCAGGCUCUGAAGGCGAGCCCAGAGAAGACAGAGGACGCCCUCCUGAAGAUGGAGCAGUACCUGCUGAGGAACCAUGAGACGCGAAAAUACCUGCAGGAGCAGGCGUACCGGCUGCAGCAGGGAAUAGUCACCACCACCACGCAGCAGAUGAUGGACAUGAUGUGUGUGAAGGUGCAGGACCACCUGAACUCUCUGAGGUUCACAGAGACCAGCUCGGUCCAGGAGGACAUGAAGGUGGCAGAGAACCUCAUGAAAGAUGCCAGGAACUCGAAGACACUGCUCCCCAACCUGUACCACCUGAGGAGUGGAGGGUCCAAGGGAGCUUGUGUGGGAGCCAUUCAGGACAAACUGGAGUCGAUGGCCGGAGAGGUUGCCAGAGUGAUGGACGAACAGCUGCAGACGAUGCUGGUGUCCAUGGUGGACGCUGCUGAAGGUCUCUGUCCUCAUGUGAUGAAGAGGAGCAGCCUUCGCCAGGAGCUGCUGAAGGCCGGAGCGGGGAGGAUGACCAUCCCUCGCAGCUUCAUCACCACCACACUGCUGGAGCAGUCCGGGGUCGACAUCAUCAACAAGAUCAGUGAAGUGAAGCUGAGCAUGGCGUCACUGCUGUCUGAUCGUAUCGUGGACGACAUCCUGGAGUCUCUGUCCAGAUCACAGCACACUCUGGCUGACCAUCUGAUCAGGAAGUCUCAGCCUCUGCUGCGUCACGAGCCCCACAUGGAGACGGAGGUUCUGGAUGAGGUGGUCCUGCAGCCAGAGAACCACGACCAGGACCAGAAACAUGAGCUGGAGGAAAUGGACACCUGCAUGAUGACUGCUAAAUCCAAGAGGAAGAGUAUUCUGGUCCGGAUGCUGCGUCCGGUCUCUGUGGCGUUUGAGAUGGAGUUUGACCUGGACAAGGCUCUUGAGGAGGUUCCUAUCCACGUCGAGGACCCUCCUCUUCCUUCUCCUCCUCCGCAGCCAUUGGACAGGAUGUCUGCUUACUACGGAGACCUCCCACCUCCUCCUCCUUCACCGGACUCGAAGUCUGUCUGUUUGGGCGAGCUGCCGCCGGUGGAGCACGUGACGCUGGAGCAUCGCACCAAAUGUCGACCGAAACCCAAGAAGAGGACGAAACCCAGCCGACCACCUCGGGCAGCCUCCCGCGGCCCGGCGCCACAAGAGGCGGAGCAGAACAGCAUCAUGGGAAAGCUGGAUGAGGGCCUGGAGGACUUCUUCUCCAAGAAAGUCAUUAAACUCAGCUUCAAACUUCCGUCAGUGAGAGGUCCAUCCUCCAGCCCGCCGGACGGAGCAGAUAAAAAACGUGAAUCCAGGAAGAGCGGCUUCUUUAACCUCAUCAAAUCUCGGACGUCCCGCUCAGAGAAGAGCCAUGGAGCUUCCUCCAUCACUCCACCUGCGCCUGCUUCCUCCUCCACUCCGUCACCGUCUUCUUCUAUCAGCCCAGUGACUGAGGAAACACCAGAGACACCACCUUCUCCACCUGCCAGAAACCCUGCCACUGUAGCGGAGCCCCAUCAGGAGCUCCACAAGGCUCCGUCCACAGACCAGACAGAUUCUGAGAUGGAGGCCCCUCCAACCGCCGCUGAACCUGCUGAGGAGGAGAAAGAGGAGGAGAAUGUGGAGAAGAAGGAGAACCCCCACAUCCCCCGCCAUAUUGGUGUUCCUGUGAUGGGCAUGGACCUGAUGGCUGAGAUGAAGGCCAGGCAGGAGAGAAUGGCUGUAAAGAAGUCUGAGUUGCUCUCCGUGCAGGAGAAGCUGGACGGUGACAAAGCCAAGUCAGACGUCCCUCCUGUUGCUCCAGCAGACGCUGAUGAGUCCAGACCAGAACCAGCUCCCAGGUCCAAACCACCCACUGUCACACCCAAACCUCCUGUCCAGGCCACCAAACCCCAGCUGGGGCCUCGCUCCUCCGGACCUCUCAGCCCCUCCAGUCCAACCAGUCCAACCAGUCCCAGACCGAGCAGCUCGUACAUAACUGAUGACUCUCCUGAGGCUCCAGCAGUCACCAAAGGACCACUUCCUGCUCCUCGCCUGAAGAGGGCGCCGUCAGAACAGGAGAGAGAGAGCACGAGCAGCAACCCUGCAGCACCCCCGUCUCCACAGGACAUCGAGUUUCCUCUGGAUGGCGAUGCGUUCGAGACACCAGGUGCAGCGGUUGAACCCGGCGCCGGUGGCCGACAGUGGUCGUCUCUGAAGAGUUCAGCCAGUCUUCCUUCUGCGAAUGAAGACGAGCGGGAGCGAACCAAGUCCCUCCCCGCCUACGUGAGUCCUCCGUCUCCAGCAGACACUGAUCUCAGUCCAGCUGAGGAGGAGAUUGAAUCUCCGGCUGCUGAUCUCAAGUCUGACAACAGAUCAGAGGACGACUCGGACGACUCUCCUUCAGUCUGACACCAACCAGAUGUUUACAGCCCGUCUGUGCUCAACUGUCAGAGGAACUUUAAGGUCAAUCAGACGCAGUGAAAAGCAGAGACGAGGACAAUGAUUACUCUUUUUUAUUAUUCCUGGUGAGGGGACACUAUAAAGACUUGUGCACACUUCAUGCUGUUAUCAGAUGAGUGAGGUGACCUUGGAUCAGUCCCAGCUGUCCCAUCAGAUGGACACCAGAACAGCUCCAUUAGCGUCUCUGUCAACAGCUCUAAAAGGACCAUAAAGAGCCGAGCUGAUGGGUUUUAUCUGGUGCAGAGACAAUCUGCAGCUGCUGAGAUAACCAGCUGUAAAGAGCUCACUUAGUCCGAAGCACUGAGGAGGAAGAGCGAGUCGCCACAGACCGCUGCAGUUUGCUUUUACUGUUUAUUUCUGUUCUGCAGGUUCACUGAGUCAGUGACCUCCACCAGCAGGUCCUCUGGGGACAUCAGUCGACAUGAAAAACAAGUUUUAAUCCUGCAAAUGUUCACUCUUGAAAGAGUUAACACAAAGUUAGACAACAGCAGAAUGAGGAGCUGAUAGAAGGGAAAUCCUGCAAAGACCAACAAGAACAACAAAGUGUCAAAACCCACAGAGAGGUCACUCUCUCAGCUGCUGCGCCCACUUCAGAUAUACAGUAUAUACAUACAUGUGUGUGUGUGUGUGUGUGUGUGUGUGUAUAUAUAUAUGUAUAUAUAUAUUAU